GUCACGGGAGCGUUUCCUCCGCCCCCUCCUUCGGCUACCAGCGCGGAGCCCGCGGGCUUGCGGUAGGGUGCGCGCCGCCUGCUGCCCAGCCUAGCCCGUGGGGCGUGUGCGCGCGCCCAAGACGUUCCCACCUGCGCCCAGGCGCGCUCUGUCGGGAGUAUCCCCAGGCCUCUGGCCACCCCCACUGUCCCGGCUUCCAACUCCAUUACCCCUCCCCCAAGUCUCCUCCCUCCUCUCCGGUGACUGUGAGCCGGGCGACGGGGCCGGAGUCGUCGCAGCCACCUCAUUGCACAACCCGGCUUCCCAACUGUUUACACAGCCCGGCCUGUGAGUGUGUGUGUGUGUGUGUGUGAGUAUACAGCGUGAGUCACCGGGAGGCGGAGGAGGUGGAGGAAAAGGAGAAGGAGUGCACUGGCCAGGAUCAGUGCAGCGCACACACUCAUAUUCAGUCACUCUCUCUGAGCGCGUCUCGCUCGCUCACACGCCCGGAGCCCAGAAGCGCGCAGGAUCCCGAGCGGCGCGGAAAAGUUAUGCCGGCUUUUACUCAAGACUAAUUGCUUUGGGAAGUGCGUUUGCUCUGGGAAGCCGCCGUGCCUGCGGAAUCCUGUUCUCAAGGCUCAGCACCCGGGAACUCGGGCUGCCUCCACGUCCCGGACUAUCCACAGUCUCGGCAACAAUAGCGGCCCCCGCCGCCAGCGAGGCGCCCAGACCUGGUGCUUGCUGGGGUCUGGAGACCCCACGCAGCUUCCCACUCUUGGACGCGUGGCCAGCGUGGUCCUCGUGUGCAACGCCAGCUUACAGGAACGGCUCUCGUUUUGCUCCUCUUGGGGGCCGACCCAAGCUCCAUCUGCAAACUCCAUCCCGAGGGCUGGAAGAAGUCGCAGCGCGGAUCCGGGGAUUUACAAAGCCGGGGCCGCUCCGGCCAGGGCCGCGAUGCGGGUCGGUCCCGUGCGCUUUGCACUCAGCGGCGCCUCGCAGCCCCGGGGUCCGGCUCUACUAUUCCCCGCUGCCCGGGCUACCCCGGCCAAACGGCUGCUGGACGCGGACGACGCGGCGGCCGUGGCGGCCAAGUGUCCGCGCCUUUCUGAGUGCUCGAGCCCCCCAGACUACCUCAGUCCCCCGGGCUCGCCCUGCAGUCCGCAGCCUCCGCCCUCCGCGCAGGGGACCGGCGGCAGCUGUGCGAGCGCACCCGGGCCCAGCCGCAUUGCCGACUACCUGCUGCUGCCCCUAGCUGAGCGCGAGCAUGUGUCCCGGGCGCUGUGCAUCCACACCGGCCGCGAGUUGCGCUGCAAGGUGUUUCCAAUUAAACACUACCAGGAGAAAAUCAGGCCCUACAUCCAGCUGCCAUCGCACCAAAACAUCACCGGCAUCGUGGAGGUGGUCCUCGGGGAGAGCAAGGCCUAUGUCUUCUUUGAGAAGGACUUUGGGGACAUGCACUCCUACGUGCGGAGCCGGAAAAGGCUUCGGGAAGAGGAGGCUGCUCGACUCUUCAAGCAGAUUGUUUCCGCCGUUGCCCACUGCCACCAGUCGGCCAUCGUUCUGGGGGACCUGAAGCUUAGGAAAUUUGUCUUCUCAACAGAGGAGAGAACCCAGCUUAGACUGGAAAGUCUGGAAGAUACACACAUAAUCAAGGGGGAAGACGAUGCGCUCUCAGACAAACAUGGCUGCCCAGCCUAUGUGAGCCCCGAGAUCCUCAACACUACUGGGACCUACUCUGGAAAGGCGGCCGAUGUUUGGAGCCUUGGGGUGAUGCUCUAUACACUUUUGGUUGGACGAUACCCCUUUCAUGACUCAGACCCGAGUGCCCUUUUCUCCAAAAUCCGCCGUGGACAGUUCUGCAUUCCCGAGCAUGUUUCCCCGAAAGCCAGGUGCCUCAUCCGCAGCCUCCUGAGACGAGAACCUUCUGAGAGACUCACAGCUCCCGAGAUCUUACUCCAUCCCUGGUUCGAGUAUGUCUUGGAACCAGGGUAUAUUGACUCAGAAAUAGGAACUUCAGACCAGAUCGUUCCCGAGUACCAGGAGGACAGUGACAUUAGUUCCUUCUUCUGCUAACCCCUUCCCCCCCAAAAAACCUCAGAAACCUCAUAAUUCUCACACAUGGCAUUUCCAUUUCUAAUGACGGGCAGGCCUUCUUACAUGGUGCCAGCCAGAUUUGGGGACGGAGCACAAUUGUCCCCUUGGGGCUCAGUGUGGUGCUGCCUCUCUGGGCCGAGUGACUUCAUUUGAGCAGAACUCACUCAGAUUAGCUGCUCUGCAGAGGUGUCCUCUUCUCAAUGACCCGUCACGCCUGUCCCAGCCUCGGAUACGAGGGAGUCCGAUGUUUGGAAGCUAAUGAAAGCCAUCCCACAUGAUCAGGGGUGAUGAACUUGAACAUUUGAAUGGGAAAGGAAGCACAUCACACAGUGGCAUUUUAACAAGGUGGCUGAUCGGUCGGGGCGACAAACCUGCCACCUUUGAAGGUUCUACUUGCUGCUGCAGUUUCUCUGACCAGAAGUUUUUCUGUUUUCUUUUUACCCUCGCCCUUGCUGUACACUCUCCUCUGACUUCUCCAAUGUUGGAACAGACUGAGAAGCUCCGGAGCCUGCCUGAAUCCAGACUCUCCCCCCUCCCCGCCCCCCCAGCGUUUGCCAAGACCGCCUAUGCAAUAAUAUUGCGCCCCUCCCCCCACCCACCUUGGAACCUGUCCUGGGCAGCCAUGAAAGCACUCACCAGCUAAGUAUGGGAAAAUAUUGGGAGAUUCAAACCCCUGGCUGUUUCAGAACCCUCGGAGCUCAGUUAGACAGCAAUGUUUUUUUAAAAAAUUAAUUUGAUCCCUUGGUAUCUGUUAGCUCUUGAGAUACUCGUUAAACACAGCAUUCAGCUUUAUGCCUCACCCCAAGACCGUCUCGGGGUGGAACGUUUUGUGUCUGAGGACAGGGGUGAGGAGAUUCCCAUCCUGUUGUCUGGAGCAUGUGUGAACCAUCUUUGGGCUUCAAAGAAAGAGAAUUUGAGACAGUCUUUGGAAGCUUGUCAGACUAAUAUUCAGAAUGAAACUGGACACUGCUGUCCCAUGAGUAUGCUGGGUCUCUGGCAUCCAGGGUCUUCAGUUUGCCAUGGGCUCUUUGGACCUCGUGUGUUGUGUGGCUUGUGACUCCAUCCUGAUGCUGUCUAUGGCGUGACAGAGUGAACCUCGAAGACGUAGCAGGCAAGGACUUCAACGUUCUUCCGAUGCAAAUUCUGGCUUCUAACUGCCUACCGGAAAUCCCCUGCUUCGGCUUCCACAGGUGGGAACCGAACCUCGGCCUGAAUGCUUCUGGAGAUGGACACUUAACUCCCUGCAAGAAACCAAACUUCUCCGGGGAAGCUGCUGGAAGUCGCAUUAAAAAA
Messenger RNA from Microtus ochrogaster (prairie vole), 3366 nucleotides. RefSeq names its product tribbles pseudokinase 1 (gene Trib1). Gene Ontology annotation, cellular component: nucleus. The record is from RefSeq and is a predicted model, not a curated record. Gene Ontology annotation, biological process: regulation of MAP kinase activity; positive regulation of proteasomal ubiquitin-dependent protein catabolic process; protein phosphorylation. Lineage: Eukaryota; Metazoa; Chordata; Mammalia; Rodentia; Cricetidae. Gene Ontology annotation, molecular function: mitogen-activated protein kinase kinase binding; ATP binding; protein kinase activity.